Molecule: messenger RNA, 288 nt
Organism: Protopolystoma xenopodis
Lineage: Eukaryota; Metazoa; Platyhelminthes; Monogenea; Polystomatidea; Polystomatidae
Source: the annotation of a GenBank genome assembly
CUCGCGGUCAGUGAAACGCACUACCACAUGCCGAUUCGCGCUGUGCUGACGCUGCAGCAGCCCGAUAAUGUAAGCAGAGAAACAUGUUGUAUGUGCACUCGAUCCAUUCCAAGUCACUUUUGGCAGAUGAAAACACGAAAAGUGUGCCUUUUUCACACACAUUUUAAGGAUGGGGCCACUUCUGUUGCCAUGCCCACUCUUGCUUCGCCCCCUUUGCGGCCUAAGCGGGACUCGGAACCGGGUGGAGCGCCUAAACUGGCGACAUGUUGCCACUUGGCCACGCGGUAA